UGAAGAUACGGAAAUGACGUUAUUGUUUAGUCUCACGGAAACGGUACACUUGACAACAAAACAGAGAGACCAAUUAUUCAUUUGCAUGUAACGUUACUGUACUUACUCUGUGUACCGACAAAUACUUCCGAAGGCCCGCAAUAGUUUGUAUACGUUGCCAUAAAGGCGUUGCAGCUGCUUCGGCUAACCAAGGCUAGAUAGCCAAUGUAAGCUAACACUGCGAGGUAUUUCAAUCUAGCUGGCAACGUUAACGUUAGUGUGAAGUUAGCUUGUCUACGUUACAUACAGGAGUUGUCAGUUUCUAGAAUGGCCUGCACUUUGGAAAAAGUGUUGGGCGAUGCCCGGACCCUUCUCGAGAGGCUGAAAGAGCACGACACGGCCGCCGAGGGACUGAUAGAGCAGUCCGGGGCCCUCAGCCAGAGAGUGCAGAGCAUGAGAGAGGUGGGAAAUGCCCUUCCAGAAAAGCAAACAGAAGACACUUCAGGAUUUCAGGAGCUGACCAAAUACAAACCUCAUGUCCUUCUGAAUCAGGAAAACACCCAAAUCAAAGAACUACAGCAGGAGAAUAAAGAACUAUGGUUAUCUCUUGAAGAACAUCAGUACGCGCUAGAGUUGAUCAUGGGUCGAUACCGCAAGCAGAUGCUCCAGCUGAUGAUGGCAAAGAAGGAGUUGGACACCAAACCUGUGCUUAGCCUCCAUGAGAACCACGCAAAAGAAGUGCAGAACCAGGUGGAGCGGAUAUGCGAGAUGGGCCAGGUGAUGAGAAGAGCAGUGCAGGUGGACGAUCAGCACUACUGCUCUGUUCGAGAGAGACUCGCUCAACUAGAGAUUGAGAACAAGGAGCUGCGAGAUCUCCUGGCCAUCAGCAAGAGCUCUGUGAAGACAGCAAGGGAAGAAACCAACCAGCCAGCAGCAGGACAGUCCCCUCAGCCAGCGUCCUAUGAGUGAUCAGAACAGCUUCAGUGUGAACUGUGGUUGUGGCAACAAGCUCUUCAAGACCAGGACACAGGGUUGAUGAUCUCUAUACCUGUGUUUACCACAUUAUUUUUUUAACAUAAGAUGGAAUGCAGCCAAACCACAGCAUAUUUUUUGUAGCAAAGGCCACUUAAACACAACUUUCUGGCUAUCGGAUGUAUUUACCUGCAGGUAUAUCUGGAUGAUAGCUAUUGUUUUCAUAUGUACAGUAUGUGUAAUAUGACUGCAGUCGUGUUGGAUUGAAUUUCACAUAAGCCUUGACUUUUAAUGAGGUGUCUUGGUUGUUACUGACAAUAACACAUGUACUGGAGUAAAAGGCAGUAAAAGCAAAGGGGAUUUAUUUUGUUUUUGGCCAAAGAUGCAUUUACUCUUCUAAGACACAGUUUCUACCUCUUUGGUGCCCCUUUGCUGUUCACACACACACUCACAAUGUGUAAAAUGCUCAUAACCACCCUUGCUUUGAGUUCACUUGAAGUCCAUUAAGAAGCCAACUUGUAGUCUGCACCAUUUUAAGAAGCUGUGCUUGAGAAUCACUCUGCCAACAAUAUGACUUUUGGCUGUUUGUUUCACACAGUUUUGCCUGCUGAGGAGUGACGGUGGAUCAUUUGUAUGCGAUUGUCUAUCACUAAUGAAUUUGAUGUGUUUGUCAGUCUGUUUGUAGAUGUCAUAUAUAACAUGAUUUUUCAUGUUUAGUACUUAGGUUCUGUGUUUACCAGUUUUGUAGUUUUGGAUGCAGAUGAGUCCCAGCUGGCACAUCUUUAUUUAAUGGUAACAGUUUCAAAACAUGGCAAGUUUUUGUUUAAUGGGUAUAAAAUGUUUGCACACUGUAUGUGUCAGAAAUUGUAUAUUGUCAUCUCAGGAAAUCGGUGUUAAUACGGUGAACAUGCUGUAAUGACUUCAAGACAGUGUACUGUUUGUGUCAAACGAAAUUUCAUUCAGAAACUUUAAAAUACAUUUGCAAUUAAAAAAAAGUGUGAAUGUGAA
This is a messenger RNA of Sander lucioperca (pikeperch), 1959 nucleotides long. RefSeq names its product suppressor of IKBKE 1 (gene sike1). The transcript has 5 exons. Lineage: Eukaryota; Metazoa; Chordata; Actinopteri; Perciformes; Percidae. Bases 307 to 948 code for a protein of 213 amino acids. The record is from RefSeq and is a predicted model, not a curated record.